Messenger RNA from Chara braunii, 1978 nucleotides. The record is from the annotation of a GenBank genome assembly. NCBI's taxonomy places the organism in Eukaryota, Viridiplantae, Streptophyta, Charophyceae, Charales, Characeae.
CGACGAUGGAGGAGGAGGAGGUCCUGACGAGGAGGAGGAGGAGGUCCCGACGAGGAGGGAGAGGAGGUCCCGACGAGGAGGAGGAGGAGGAUGUCCCAACGCGUAGGAGGUCCCGAUGGAUUCGGAGGAGGUCCCGAUGGAUUCGGAGGAGGUCCCGACGAGGAGGAAGAGGAGGUCCCGAUGAUGAGGAGGAGGAGGUCCCAACGAGUAGGAGGUACCGAUGGAGGAGGAGGUGCCGAUGGAGGAGGAGGAGGUCCCGACGAUGGAGGAGGAGGAGGAGGAGGAGGAGGAGUAAGAGGAGGAGGUCACGGUGGUAGAGGAGGGGGAAGAGGAGGAGGAGGAGGUCCCGACGAGGAGGAGAGGAGGAGGAGGAGGAGGAGCAUGAGGUCCCGACGAGGAGGAGGAGGAGGAGGAGGAGGUCCCGACGAGGAGGAGGUCCCGAUGAGGAGGAGGAGGAGGAGGAGGAGGAGGUCCCAACGAGGCGGAGGAGGAUGGGGAGGAGGACGAGGAGGGGUCCUAAUGGAGGAAGAGGUCCCGAUAGAGGAGGAGGAGGAGGUCCCGACGAUGGAGGAGGAGGAGGAGGAGGAGGUCCCGACUAGGAGGAGGAGAUCCCGACGAGGAGGAGGAGCAGUCCCAACGAGUAGGAGGUCCCGAUGGACUCGGAGGAGGUCCCGAUGGAGGAGGAGGAGGUCCCGACGAGGAGGAAGAGGAGGUCCCGACGAGGAGGAGGAUGAGGUCCCGACGAGUAGGAAGUCACGAGGAGGUGCCGAUGGAGGAGGAGGAGGUCCCAACGAUGGAGGAGGAGGAGGAGGAGGAGGAGUAAGAGGAGGAGGUGGUAGAGGAGGGGGAAGAGGAGGAGGAGGAGGAGGAGGAAGAGGAGGAGGAGAAGGAAGAGGAGGAGGAGGAGGAGGAGGAGGAGGUCCCAACGAUGGAGGAGAAGGAGGAGGACAAGAGGAGGAGGAGGAGGAGGAAAACAGGGUCUCCUUCAAUGCCUUUCGCAACGAGGCAUGGACGGCAUAUGUCCAGGUGCUUCUUCAGCAGCUUGGGAGUUCGCUGCGUGCUGUGCUACCCAGCCACAGCGGGAUUGCGAGCAUGCAGACUGUGGAGACCCACCGUGCGGAGUUGGCAAAGGAAUUGGAGGAGGUGAGGCAGCCAUUCUGGGUGACCGGUGCCGCCAUCCUCUCCCGUGAGAGGAAAUCACGAGACGGGAGACCGAUCGUGAAUUUCCUUGCCGCAGGCUCGCGAGGGGUCGCCAUGUACACGACAAUCAAUCGAGAGGGGGAGACGGACGAUGCAAAGCACGUCCUUCCGAGAUGGGUCACCAUCUUCCACGAGUUCAGGUUCGGUGGACCGCAGCGGGGAGGGGCAGCCCGGGCGGAGGAGGAGGUCGAGGCAGCAGCAACAGUGGAGGAGGAGGUAGCUGUAGCAGAGGAGGAGGUACCAACAACAACAGCAGCGGAGGAGGAGGUGUCAACUGCAACAGUGGACGGCGAGAUGGCAACAACGACAGCAGCGGAGGAAGAGGUAGCGGCAGCGGCAGCGCUGCCAGGCGUUAAUAUGGCGCAUGAUGGUGUGGACGACAUGGAGGGCAGUGAGGACGCCACGGAGCACCUCAUGCAACAGUUUAUCACGAAGGAGCUUGAUCUAGUUCUGGGAGGUUUCACCCCGGAUGUAGCGAGGGGGUUGGGGAUGUCUCCUCCCACAGGGUGGUCAGGUUCAGAGAUGGGGACCCACUUCGACUUUGAUAUGUUGAUGGGGGCUCUCCGUAGUUGCGGCGGGGCAACAUCAACGGAUUGGGCGCCAUCGAGAGACGAGGCGGCAGGCGAGAUGGGGACGCAGACCCCGAGAAAGACAACGGCGACGGAUUUUCCAGAUGCGGCACGCGACAUCAUGGAGCGAGAGAGGGAUUGACUAAUGGCAUCCAGCGACCAUGUGCUCAAGCGUUCGCACAGGCCUUGGAGGAGCGCAGGCGUCGAGA